AUGGUACCAUUGGCAUAUUAUGAUCAACACUUUGUGCCAUUAGAACACUCUUACCAACUGACCACAACCAAUUCAUUAACACAUCAAUACGCAGGUGAAAAACUAAAUCAAUCCAAUAACAAGCCUGUGGUCAGAGUGCAGUCCCAUAGUAAUCACCUUGCAGCACCUCUAGUUAGCUCUAAGCAGAUGGUGCAGAGCUGCUCAGUAUUGUCCUCUGCCAGGUCUCAGGACACAAUUUCACAGGGCUUCUAUAACAAGGUUCUGAAAGCACCAGUAUCCCAGUCCAAACGUCAGGCCACACCUUUACUAGACCUCCACCAGAGAACUUCACUGUGGCCUAAACUGAGAGCCCUGAGCUCACCUGUGAUACACCAUAAACCUCAGACAACAUUUUCCCUUGACCUUAAUAAGACAUCUUCAUUGCUGGGGUCCAGCCAAACAAAUUUGAGCUCACAAUUACCCCUCCCCAAACCUCAGACUACAUCUUCACCAGAUUUUUGCUGGACAUCACCUUCACAGAAGUCUAAUCAAAGAGUCUCAGGUUCAUCAUUAUUCCCCUCCGAACAUCAAGAAACACCUCCCCUAGACAGCCUCUGGGCAUCAUCUUCUUUGGGAUCUAAUCAAAGAGUGCUUAGCUCAACAUUACCACAAUCCAAGCCUCGGAAAGCAUCAUCAUUGGGAAGCCUUUGGACAUCUUUAUUGGAGCACAGUCAAAGAUCUUUGAGCUCACCAUCACUCAACUCCACACCUCAAAUAAAUGACUUACUUCAGUCAUCAUGUUCAUUGGAAUCCAAUCAAAUGGCUCUGAGCUCACCGUUACCGGACUCUAGACCUCAGACACCACCUGCACUGAAUUGUAGUUCCUGUGUUCUGAGCUUACCAUUGUCCCACUCAAAACCAAGGAAAUCACCUUUGGCACAUUCUGUCCGCCAGACUCAGAGUUUGCCAUUGUUCUCACCCAAAUCUCAGACGGUGCUUACAUUUAAUCAAGACUUCAGGACCCUGAGCUCACCAGUUUGUCACUCCAAGUUUCAGAACACCUCUUCACCAAAUGACAAACAGAAAGCCACAGGUUUAUCUUCACCCCAUUCUAAGUCAAAUGUCUCAGGUCCAUCAUUAUCAAGCUCCAAACAAUUUAUCAGAAAUAUAGCUGCUUCAACAUUGGGCUCCAGAUUCCAGAGUAAAAGCAGCUUUGAUCUUUGUGCAAAGACAGAAUCAAAUAAAGAAAUUCCAUGGAGUUUAAAUUAUAUUUAUCCCUGCAUUGUUAAAGGUGGAACUGUCCCUGAUGAUGUCCUAAAUAAAAUUGUCAAUUCUCUCUCCAAGACCAGAAUCCAGAAGGAUCUCUGUAGGCAGAUUCUCUUUCGAAGGAUGAGGGGAAGGCCAAAUCCUUAUCCUGGUCCCCGCCUUUCAUCAAAUUAUGUGGUUUGUUUAGCUUGUGCUUCCUGCAUAAAAUCUCAGUGUAACCAUCUCACAGGAAGGAAAGAUCCUCGCAGUGCAACACUGUUUGUCAUACCAACACCUGAACUUGGUUCUGAGGGAGAAAUGGAAGUGAAAUUAGUUUUUCUCCUUUCCCUACCAGAGACUUCUCUCUCAUCUUGUUUCCCAUCCCCUGUGAAAGAAAAUCAGCCUGAUGAAGCCCCUGAAGACAACCUUGAAGGAACGGAGAAGAUACAAAUUAUCUCUCCAUCUGAACCUGAAAUCACACAAGAGCUAGAUAACAAAUGGCCGACAGUAGCCCCUGAAAACAAAGUUGUAAGCCAACAACCCCAGGCUAUUGACUGGCUGCUUUAUGUUAAGAAAAGUGGUCAUUUUCAGCCACAGUCCCUGCCUCAGUCCUCUUCCUCCUCAACGUCCUCCUCCUCCUCCUCAACGUCCUCCUCCUCCUCCUCAACGUCCUCCUCCUCCUCCUCUUCAUCAUCUUCUUCCUCCUUUUCUUCUUCCACUCCACCUUCCUUACCCCCUCCUUCCAAAGAAUCUACCACAUCUACUCUCUCAGGUUGUGUAUUCACUAAGGUACUUAGUUACCACCGGUUGCCUCCAGGAGUCUCCUGGCUUGAGUUUAUAUGUAGUAAAAAUCACCAGCUACUUCCUGGAAAACCACAACAGAGUCAAUCACGACCUCCCAAAACAAGGCCUAUGAGGAAUAGCACCACAGUAAAAGGGCCAAAGGGACCAAAGAUACUAUUCAAAUUUUUCCAGACAGUUUCAAAAUGA
This is a messenger RNA of Mirounga angustirostris (Northern elephant seal), 2214 nucleotides long. It is a transcript of the gene CSNK2A2IP, whose product is annotated as casein kinase 2 subunit alpha' interacting protein. Lineage: Eukaryota; Metazoa; Chordata; Mammalia; Carnivora; Phocidae. The record is from RefSeq and is a predicted model, not a curated record. Bases 1 to 2214 code for a protein of 737 amino acids. The transcript has a single exon.